CUCCACCCUCCUUCCCUUUCUCUCGCUCACUCGGCGAGAGCACCGUGCCUCCUUUCCCAGAUGGCAGCCGGCAGCGCCAUGCAGCCUCCCGUUCCUCCUCCUCCUCUCCCUCCUCUCCGGCUCUAAGUUAAUGCCAUGCUGCCACUGCUCUUCCCGGCACUGCUGGCCGCCUGCCUGCCGCCCUGCCAGGGCUGGAGCCCCUCGGCGGCUGCCAGCGGGCAGGAGGAGCAGGAGCAGGAGCUCUUCUUGCUCCCUGCCAACUCCUCCUCCCGCUCCUUGGCGAGCCUCGAGAUGGACCUCGACGGGGCAGCGAGCAAGGAGGAAGGUAGCACCGAUAGCCCGGGCACGCCGGCUGCCCCUAGCCAAGAACCUUUCUCUUCCGCUCCCACCACCUCCGGGCAGGAGCAGCCGGGGCAGGAGCAGCCGGGGCAGGAGCAGCCGGGGCAGGAGCAGCAGCAGCAGCGUCCCCAGCCGCAGGGGCAGCCGCAGCCCGCCGAGGACCCGCACUGCAACAUCAGCGUGCAGCGGCAGAUGCUGAGCUCGCUGCUGGUGCGCUGGAGCCGCCCGCUGGGCAUCCAGUGCGACCUCCUGCUCUUCUCCACCAACAGCCACGGACGAGCCUUCUUCUCCGCCGCCUUCCACCGCGUGGGGCCGCCGCUGCUCAUCGAGCACCUGGGGCUGGCGGCCGGCGGCGCCCAGCAGGACUUGCGCCUGUGCGUGGGCUGCAGCUGGGUGCGGAGCAGGCGGGUCGGGCGGCUGCGGGGCGCCGCGCCCCAGCCCCAGCCCCAGCCCCAGCCCCAGCCUCAGCCCCAGCCCCCCGCUGCCGCCGCUGCCGCCGCUGCCGCCGCCGCAUCCUCCUCUUCCUCCUCCUCCUCCUCCUCGCUUUCCUACCCGCCGGCGGCCGAGCCCGGCCAGUACUGGCUGCAAGGGGAGCCGCUGAAUUUCUGCUGCCUGGAUUUCAGCCUGGAGGAGCUGAAGGGCGAGCCGGGCUGGCGGAUGAACCGCAAGCCCAUCGAAUCCACCUUGGUGGCGUGUUUCAUGACUCUGGUCAUCAUCGUGUGGAGCGUGGCCGCCCUCAUCUGGCCCGUGCCCAUCAUCGCCGGAUUCCUGCCGAACGGCAUGGAGCAGCGCCGCGGCACCGCCGCCGGCACCGCCACCGCCGCCGCCGCCAAGUAGCCUCUCCCGGGGACCCCCCUUCUCUUCGUCCUGUGCUGUGGAGGGACGCGGGACGGACUCUGUCGCAUUUUUUCUCGUUUGCAGCGUGCCACAGGUGCGCGGCGGGACGUGUGGCCGCCUCACCGCCCGGCCCGGCCCCGAGGGCAGCGGCCACGAGGGGACCAAAUCAUAUGUGCGCGUUUUAUAUAUUUAAUACCCGUUUUAAACGAACCUUUUAGUAAAAAAAACCAAAAAGCAAAAAAAAAACCCCAAAAACCCUACCCAACCACCAAACAAUCCCUCCCCCUCCAGGAAAAAAAAAAAAAAAAAAAAAAAAAAAAAAAAAAAAAGGGCAAGAAAAAGGCUCCCUAACAAUUCAGUGGAGGAAAUCAAAGACCCUCCUAUUCGGCUGCAUUUGUUGUCAGAGUAGCGUUUUUGUAUAGGAUAUGGUUUGAACGGGUUUUUCCUUUAUGGACAGAAAGGAAUCUCUCUCUUUGACAGAAUGGGGAACUGAUGGGGUAUAUGUAUUGUUACUGCUGAAGCUGAACUUUAAUGGACCUUUCACACUUUAUUUCCUGGUUGAGAUAGUGUAUUUAUUAUUGUAGCUCUGCGUUAUUUGGCUUUUAAUACAGAGGUUUUCUUUCUGGAGCCACUGUAGCCUUUUGUUGGUCUGUUUCCUCCAGGGUGGAACAGAGGGUUUGGCUGGCCUUCCUGUCUGCAAACCUGCCACAAAGCUCCUUUCCCCAAGAAAUGGCGUUACUGGGGCUGCUGGUGGCAAAAGGAGAAUCCCAAAUCCUUUCUGACUGGUAUUUGCUCUAUUUGUGCAGGAGAUGUGGGUCUGUAUGCCUACACCAGGGUUGGGUGGGGAGCACAGCUGUGCCAGAGAUCCUCCAAAGCAGUUUCAUCUUCACAUCUCCACAGACUAUGGCUUUCUCCUCAGUUUGAGGUUGGGUUGCUUCAGUCCUGGGGAAAUGAAGCCUAUUCUGAGUUGUGCUAAACAGCGUGGGGCAAGUCUCUCGACUUCCUCAAGGUUAAUUUCUCAAAACCAGCUUAGAUGCAGUGUAUUUGUUGGAGACACAGUAAUGCUGUACCUCUUUUUCAUCAACCAGUCUGCAGGGCUGCUCCCAGCAAGUCUGUGGGGUGAGAAGGCAGGAGCUGCCAGUCCAGAACUAGAUUCCAGGUGCUGCUGUGCAAGGGUACAAAGAAGAAAGAUUUAUUUUCUCUUGUUUGAGCAGACAGCUGUGUAGCCUGAAAUACCAUUUGUUGUAUACUUCCAACUGUUUAGCCUUAUAAAAAGUUGUUUCAUUUGCCUUAGACAUGAUUAGUCCGGCUAAAGUUUCUAAAACCAAAAUAUGAGCUAAGUGACGAAUAUUUGCAAUAGGAAUUCUUUUUUUUUUUGGUCAACAUCACUGUUUUUAAUUUGCUAGGAAUGCAUGAAUUUGCUUGGGGCCAGUUUGGUGUAUUCGUAAUGUAUGGUGGAAAUGACUGGAUGAAAAGUCGGGAAGGAUUAAAUUCUUAGGAUUCCCAUAUUUUUUAACUGACAACAAAAUAAAAUAAAUGCAUGCUCUAUGUGUAUGCUGUCUGGACAAAAAGACAGAGAAAAAGAUUGACAAACAGCAGAAAUAAAUCAAGAUUUAAAAAUGCUUCAUGUUACUAGGCUGCCUCUACACCCACUGUUCCUCCUGUUAAUCCUCUUGUGGGGUUGUCACUCGAGUAACAUUUCAGUGGCAUUGUUUUCAGAAAGCAGAGGAUCUGAUUGCUGUGGGAAGUGCUCUCUUGACCUGUUGAUCCAAAGGGCACCUGGCCCUGUACACCUAGUUUAGAGAGCCUCUAUUUUCUUUCCUUGAUGUGUAAUACAGUGUCAUUUCCACCUUGUGCAAACUCUUGUCAGAUAUUUGACAUGCUAGAGAGCAAUUCUUUGCCUAUUAUCUCCAGUGUAACAGAGACACCUCUUCAUACUGAAAGGCAGGGCUAGCAGGAAAACAUGAAGAUAGUGCUAACACCCUCUCAAAAGAGAAAUGUUCUACAUAUGGAAUAGACCUCAGAAAAGUUGCCAUGCUAGGGAAUAAUUUCAUCUUUUGAAUGAGAUGCAUUUAGGUAGAGAGUUAAGAAUUUUUACUGGAAAUUUUUCUGGCUUUGUUAAUUCAUGAUGUAUAGUCCUUGCUGUGGUGCAGGGAGCCUGUGCUUAAACUCAAUUGAAUCUCUGUUGAAUCUCUUUUUUGCUUAUCCUUAUUUUACCAGUGAUAUGAUAUUGGGUUUUUGUUUGGUUUUUUUCCUGAAUUGCAUCAACAUAAACAAGGGUAUGGUGUUACUGUCUGAAACCGGCAAAUUCAGUUAUUAAAGACUUAUUAUUUUGCAGUUCUUGCAGACAUGUAGCAGGUGGUACACCAAAACUGGUACAAAAUGGCUUGUUUUUCAACUUCUAUCAAUGUCAGCUUGAAUACAAACUUCGUGAAUAGACAGUGCCACACUCAGAGUAUUUUGCUGCUUCACUUAAAAAACAUGAUACAAGAGAGGGAUUUUCUUAUUUUAUAAAUACACUUGUAACUGGAGCUAUUAUUAAAAAUAUGCUAAGACACGAAUGUUUAAAACACAGGGAUGGUGUUAAACAAACUCCAAAGGCAAGUCUUGUCCAGGAUACAAACAACUUCAAUGUUUUCAGGGAGUGCUGAUCUCAGACACAAUGUGCUGAGAGCCCUUGUGGGUUAGGGCAGGUGUUUCCUUAGAUCGCAGUGACCGUGAGCAUGAGCAUGUUCCUUUCGCAGACAGAGACCGGUCCUGUUUCUGUGCCUUAAAGAGGAGUUUAGGGCACAGCAGGGGGCACAGGGAUUACCUGCUGUACAGGCUUUAGGCUGAAUCUAACUCCCUGAACCUCGGGCUUCAGUGAGGUGGCAGCAGGGCUUCUCCUGUAAGAAACAGACAGUGGAAAUGCGCUAUGCAAAUGGUGAGCUUUCUUCAGUCACUGUUACACCCAACUUCAAUAACUCUGCUCCUGUAGCUGUACUACUGUGACUCUAAGUAAAGUAUAAUUUUGAGUAACUUUUGCCUUCAUCCAUGGGAAUUCCAUGUGAACGUAACCUGGAAGAAGCAAGCCCAGGGCAAUGUGGAAUGAUAUAUCUGCACACCAGCUAGUUAAAGAUUACAAGUUUAGACACUGAAAUGUCUGUUUAUUUUCUUCUGCACUGGGAGUGGAGCUUUAUUGUCUCUUAGCUGGAGUUGACUCUAAGUCAUUUUUAUUCAUUUGGAUUUAUUUUUAAGACCAGCUGGUAGCAGGGUCAUCACGAGAGCAGAUUAGUCACCAUGUAUAAUCCUUUAUGUACUCAGGGAGGGCAUAUAUUUGUGUAUAUCUACCUACAUAUGAGGACUCACUCUGUAGAACAUAAAGUUACAGCACAAGUGAGAAAAGGGACGGUGAGAAACAAUACUGAGAAAGUAGUACUGAUUUUCCUUCACUAUUUGGUGGCUCGUGUUUCUUGGUAAGUUAUCCUGAUUUUAUUUACAUAUGAGUGUUUGUUGGAAAGUAAGGAAUAUCUAGGAACAGAGGGACUUUCUGAUUUACUUUUUAAAAUGUAAUUCAACUCUGUUACAGAUUUUUGUUUUCAUGCCAGAAACCAGGAACAAUCUAGACAUUCAGCAUUACAAGGUACUAGGCUUGUAUGCUAGUGUUAGACUGUUUUUUUUCCUGUAUAUUCAGACCUCAGAAUUUAAUCUUUCACCUGUUUUCUUAGUUAUGUUUCACAGAUGUUUUAGAAGCAGAAGCAUACAGAGGAAUGUGUAGUUUUAGCGUGGACAUGGUUUUGCUGUUGCUUAGUGUCACAUUGAUUCCUAUGAUAAAAAUACAAAAAUGUAGUACAGUGUAAUAAUAGUUAUAUAUUAUGUAAGCACACUGUUGCUCAAUAGGUUGUCAGUAAUCAAGCAUUUCUGUGUGUCAGGAGGCAUUUGGAUAUUUGGGCAAAACUGCCAUACUACGUUAAAUGUAAGAGUUGUUACUUAUCCAGGGUUUAGUUCACCAGUGCUUUCAAUGAUUAAUGCAACAGCAGAACUAUUUGUGCAAUGCAUGUUACUCAAUAUGAGUAAAGGCUACUGAACCAGACCAUAAAAAAACCUAAUUAAAAGCUGUAGUUGGCUGAAGAGGUAUUAUUCAUCAUGACAUCUGCUUGCUAAAUAGAAGUAUCUCCAGGGCGGACAUUAUGUGAUCACAAGGGCUGAACAAAAGCCUAGUGAAAUCAAAUAGUUAAUUGAAGUUUUGUAGGACUGGAGAUCAAAGGAUUUAUUUUGAAGAUAUAUAUAUAUAUAUAGAUGUAAGGGUAGGUAUGAUGUUCUUGUUUCUCUUCGGUUUUUAUACACGUAGUUUAUAAAUCCAAAGCCAGGAUUUCUCAGUCCAAUGUAGGGCCUUGCCAGCUUCUUUCUUUAGUAUGAAAAUGUCAGUUAUUUUUCAAGGAAUUUUACAGGAUAAAUGUAAAUUUUUUCCAAUCUAUUUCAGGGAAAGGCCUUGACUUUGCAAAAAAGCAUUUGUAAUGAUUCUGGGAAAGCAUAUAAGUAUCAAAUCCCAAAUGCAUUCAGAUUUCAAAGAAUAAAAAAAUCUUUUUAAUCAGUAACUUAUUUUUAAAAGCAUAUUUUUAAACAAAAAAAAAAUCCGUUUUCAUUUUUCCCCUCAGAAGCUGAACAUUUCAGUGAAGAUCAGAAGUGCAUUUGAGUGUUUCACAUUGUGAUUUUGUAUGUGAUUUUUUUGUGGAAAAAAAAUUCUCUUCCAUGAUUUGGAACUGAUGACAGCUUUUGACAGAUAAGUUACUGUAUUUCUUGUCCCAUCUUCAUAAUAGUUCUGAUGAAAUAAGUUGUCCAAAAUAAUUGUAAAUCAUAAUAAUAAUAAUAAUAACAACAAUAAAGUAGCUUAGCCCA
This is a messenger RNA of Taeniopygia guttata (zebra finch), 6054 nucleotides long. It is a transcript of the gene TMEM158, whose product is annotated as transmembrane protein 158. Gene Ontology annotation, molecular function: peptide binding. NCBI's taxonomy places the organism in Eukaryota, Metazoa, Chordata, Aves, Passeriformes, Estrildidae. The record is from RefSeq and is a predicted model, not a curated record.